Fundulus heteroclitus (mummichog) is the source of this 3507-nucleotide messenger RNA. RefSeq names its product dual-specificity tyrosine-(Y)-phosphorylation regulated kinase 4 (gene dyrk4). The record is from RefSeq and is a predicted model, not a curated record. Gene Ontology annotation, cellular component: nucleus. Gene Ontology annotation, molecular function: ATP binding; protein serine/threonine kinase activity; protein serine/threonine/tyrosine kinase activity. NCBI's taxonomy places the organism in Eukaryota, Metazoa, Chordata, Actinopteri, Cyprinodontiformes, Fundulidae. Gene Ontology annotation, biological process: peptidyl-serine phosphorylation; peptidyl-threonine phosphorylation.
CAGAACGGGCGCUGGCAUGUAAGGAUGGAUACCUAGAUGAUGCUCGGCAUCCUGGACGUGUUGGGGAGGCACUGAAUUAAGAGGUGAUCCAGAUUUUAAGCAGGUGAACAGAUCUAAAGGUGGAGACUCAGCUGCAGAUCAGAGGAGGAGCUUCAUGGCACAAAGUGGACCCCAGGUUCUAAAAGAAAACAUUCUGGCCUAAAAUCUUCAUGACCAGUUUUGUGGCUCUGCAAACAACCCGGUGUUUCCUUUAUUUACUGGGAGACGUCCCUCGCUCUGGCUGGAGAUGAGGUUGGCCGGCUGAGGAGGCGUUCAGGCUGUGCUGGUGGCAGCAUGGAGGAGGUGUGCUAUGUGGGAAGACGGGACCUCACCUGCCUGCUGUGGGCUCAGGUUGCUCCUCUGUUGCUGCCUGGGGAGGAAGAGGAGGGUCCAGCCAGAGGCGUCACGGCCGGAGGCGUUCCCUCACCCUCACCGGCUCCCAGCGGAGGGCAGCCGUAUCGGAACCAACCGGCCCUGCUCACAGAAGUUCAGCUCUGGUUUGGGCUCCCUGCCUCAGCUUGAAACGCCGGUGGUCCAGGUGGUGGUCAGCAAUGCCAAAAACCAGCACCAGCAGUCCGACAACAUCCUGCCCCAAAUCACCAACAAAGGGGGUCAAAACAACUACCAAACGGUCGAGAGGUCAAAGCCAACGCAGCAGUUCUCGAUGCGCGGCGGUGCAGCGACAGAUAAAGUGUCCGCGCCUCGAAACAGCAAAGUCUUCAGCAACAAGCUGGAGAAGGAGAAAGUGUAUGAAGGACAGAGGCUGCCCAUGUCACCUACAGAGGCGAUCAAUAACUUCAGGGAGCGCCUGACGGAGUUCGAGCAGGAGGAGAUCAACGACUACGCAGAGGUGUGGUACCUGGGUCUGGGCUCCCAGAAAAUCGAGGGUUCCCAGGGAGCGGCGCAGAACAACGGAUACGAUGACGAACACGGGAGCUACGUCAGGGUGCUGCAUGACCACAUUGCAUACAGGUUUGAAGUUCUUGAAGUGAUCGGGAAAGGGUCCUUUGGCCAAGUCCUAAAAUGUUUGGACCACAAGAACAACGAACUGGUCGCCAUCAAGAUGAUUCGCAACAAGAAGAGGUUUCAUCACCAAGCUCUCGUCGAGCUGAAGAUUCUGGAGGUGAUAAAGAAGAAGGACAAAGACAACCUGCACAACGUCAUUCACAUGAAGGAGCACUUCUACUUCCGGAACCACCUUUGCAUCUCCUUCGAGCUUCUCGGGGUGAACCUUUAUGAACUCAUCAAAAAGAACAACUUCCAGGGCUUCAGCCUGGCUCUCAUCCGGCGGUUCGCCCACGCUCUUCUCCGCUGCCUGCAGAUGCUGCACAGGGAGAAGAUAAUCCACUGUGACCUCAAACCGGAGAACAUCCUUCUGUCCCAGCGAGGGCCGGGAAACAUCAAGGUGGUCGACUUUGGAUCGAGCUGCUACGAACAGCAAAGAGUGUACACCUACAUCCAGAGUCGCUUCUAUCGCUCCCCGGAGGUGAUACUGGGCCACCCGUACAGCAUGGCCAUCGACAUGUGGAGUCUGGGCUGCAUCCUAGCUGAGCUCUACACCGGCUACCCUCUCUUCCCAGGAGAGAGCGAAGUGGAGCAGAUAGCCUGCAUAAUGGAGGUUCUUGGGAUGCCUCCAAAUGAUUUUGUCCAGUCGGCAUCAAGGAGGAAAUUGUUCUUUGACUCCAAAGGAAACCCGAGGAACAUCACUAACAGCAAAGGGAAGAAGCGGAAACCCGACUCCGUGGAGAUGUCAGCGGCACUGAAAACCAACGAUCCUUUGUUCCUGGAUUUUAUCCAGCGCUGCCUUGCUUGGGAUCCAACAAAAAGAAUGACCCCGGAUGAAGCGCUGCAGCACCAGUGGAUCCUGGAAGGAAAUUUCAACAAAGUCCGAUCCAGAACCAAGCCGACGGCAAAGAGGACCACCGACAGCUGCAGCAGCAGCGACAGACCAGCAAACAGCCGGCCUGCGGAGAAGGUCGGCUCAGAGCAAGGCAGCAACGACAAGCUGAAGAGGGACAGUUCAGCCGCUGGAACGAAGACGGCGUCUGGCGAACGUCUGCGGCCCAUCGGGGCGUCGGCGGAGGAGGAGGUGUGUGAAAGCGACGGCACAAAGAGCCAGGCAUCAGGAGGGGGCGGCGAGAGGCCCGUUCACAUCAUCAUCAAGCCUCAGGAGGAAAUGAGCACGGAACGGAAAGACGGCUAGAAACCGUCUGAGAAGGUCGCGUUGCAUUCAUGACAGCUGGGAAAUCCGGACGUUCAGAGGCGAGGCUAAAGGAAGCGACUGCUGUUUGGGUCUGGACCUGCAGAGACGCUUAAUACGGUGAACGGGUUCAGCGACGUCUCACCGUAGAGAAAUGAAGAAAUCUGAUGCUAGAAAGCAGCUCAAGUGGAUUUUUUCCAACAUUUGCCACAUGAUGAGAAAAAAACAGGAGAAAAAAGAGUGAUGGACACGUUUUAUGUUCUAUAUUCUUGUCGAAUUUAAAUCAUUGUAUUUUUAUAGACGUUGUGAUGCAUUUAGUUUUUUUUUGCAGACAUUGUAACUAACUUUUUCACAUCUGAAACAUGAAACUUUACAGACCUGCUGUGGGUUAAUUUCUGGAUUUAAAUCUUUGCUGUGCAUUGCAAGAAAAUCUCAGAUUUAAAAAAAAAAAUAGACUUUAGCUUUAGGAAAAUCCAGUAGAGAGCAGGAAAAGGUCUAAAAUGCUCUUUGUUUCUUGAAGACUUUAUCUCCUCACAAUAGUUUAAAAUGUUUAAAUAUUGAGUCUAAUAACGGCUGAGCCAAAUGAUUUUUAUGACCCAAUUUAUCAAGACACGUUUUAUUUGCAGAAUUAGGUUGAUGACUGGUAUUACUUAUUAUUUCUUCUUUAUUUAUUGUGGAGUAGCUUGGAGCUUGCUUUUCAUAUGUCUUGAGAAAUUUAACUAAACCCUAAAAUGUGGAUUUGUAAGAGAAUCGAUUGUAUAUAUUUCUGCUGUAAUUUCUUAUACAUAUGUAAAAGAGAACAGAUUUUAAAUUUAGACAAGGUUUUACUUGUUGUGCUGUUACUACAUGAUAUCGUUUUGUAUGUUUGUUAUUCCUAAUAUUUUUAUAUUAGAAGCAAAAAGACAAUCCUGUCAUUGAUAGUUUGUGCCUUGCAGUAUUAGAAAUCCAGCACUUUAUUGUUGUUUUGUCGACACUUGCAUUAGAAACUGCAGCGUUCCUGUCCAAAUAUGAUCCAGGCCUCCUGCCAGGAGCGCUUUUAUUUAAUAACACAGUCUCUAAUUCUGAAUAGAUUAAUUAUUUAUAACUUAUUUUUCUGUUUGUUUGUUUUUUUUUUUAAACAAAAAAACUUUGAGAAAAACAUGUCCCCACUAUGUAUAAGCUGAAUAAUGUGAUCCUUAGAAGAUUGGACUGGAGCUGUUAAUACGAGAAUACAAGAAAGAAGCAAUUUUCAUGUAUUUCAUGCUGAAAUAAAUGCUGUUUGAAGGACA